AUGCACGGCUGGAGGAUGGAUGCUAGCAGCGGGACGGGGUGCGCCUGUGUCUGCCCAUCCCCAGCAGCGCUGUCCCCGCAGGGAUGCUCGCCUCUUGCCUCCUCGGCCCGCUGCAGGGCGCAGACUAGCUCAGCCCUAACGGUUCUGCCCUUGUCCCGUAGCUCUGCUCCUUUCUGGAGGCCGUGGGUGGCCGCGCCAGGCGAGGCGCCACUCCGCCCCUGCGGGCUGGCGGAAGCCUCCCGAAAGCUGGCGCAGUACAAGCACCCCGUCAGACUAUUUUGGCCCAAAUCAAGGUGCUAUGAUUACUUAUAUCAGGAAGCCGAAGCACUUCUGAAAAACUUUCCAGUUCAAGCUACAAUUUCCUUUUAUGAAGACUCGGAUAGUGAAGAUGAUGAACUGGAGCAAGAUUUAAGAAUAGCAUCAGAUUGCUGA
Messenger RNA from Melopsittacus undulatus (budgerigar), 432 nucleotides. RefSeq names its product ripply transcriptional repressor 2 (gene RIPPLY2). The transcript has 3 exons. Gene Ontology annotation, biological process: embryonic pattern specification; negative regulation of transcription by RNA polymerase II. Gene Ontology annotation, cellular component: nucleus. The record is from RefSeq and is a predicted model, not a curated record. Lineage: Eukaryota; Metazoa; Chordata; Aves; Psittaciformes; Psittaculidae. The coding region runs from base 1 to 432 and encodes 143 amino acids.